CCUACCUCUCCACAACUUUGUACUCGAGAAAUGGAGUACUCUACUCUUGAAGCGCGUCUCGCCAGCUUCGAGCCUCCGUCGAAACGAUCAAAGCUAGGAUGGCCUCACAAAACACCAACACCCGACGAAUUGGCCAAAGCUGGCUUCUACUACAAACCCUCGAGCGAAAGCAAUGAUAACACCAUCUGCUUCAUGUGCGGAAGAUUUCUGGAUGGCUGGGAACCUGAUGAUGAUCCAAUCCAGGAGCAUUUGAAACACUCAAGCGAUUGCGCAUGGGCGAUCCUUAUGGACGCGGCUCAAAAUGUGAGACUUGAUAUCAACAAUAUGGACGAUCCAACGGGAGAGCAUCACGCAGAUGCACGCCGAGCUACGUUUGGUAUAGGAUGGCCUCACGAAUCGAAGCGUGGUUGGACGUGUAAAACUGAAAAGAUGGUGGAGGCAGGCUGGUACUAUGCCCCAACACCCGAGAGCGAUGAUUUUGUCAGCUGCACAUAUUGCAAACUAUCGUUAGAUGGCUGGGAACCCAAGGACAACCCUUUCGAUGAGCAUUAUCGCAGGUCUCCCGACUGUCCUUUCUUCCAUUUCGCAGGCACAACUGCGCCUUCAAAACGACCCAAAGCCAAAAAAGGUCGCGCGUCAAGGUCUUCUCGGUCAUCCAAAGUCUCGACUCGACUUUCGACUCAAUCAGAUAAUACAACCAUGCUCUCUGAAGCUCCCUCGCUCAAUGACAUACCAGACUUGGACGAAUCAAUAGAUACCAGUACGACAUCCGUGUUAUCAACAAUGUCAGUUGCUUCCACAGCCACGACUAAAGGAAAGCGGAAAGGUGCGGGAGGAAGAGCCAAGACAACGAAAAGCAAGAAAGCGAAGACGACACGUUCAACAAAGGCCAAGAAGACGGAACCAGAGCCAGAGCCAGAAGUGACACCCGUUGAAUUGCAUGCCACGGAAGUAGAAAUCGAUGAUGACAAGACCCCGACUCAGCUUCAGACACAAAUGCAAACGCAAGACGAACCCGAAGCAGAAUCUAUACCUGAUGUAAUAUCACAAGACCCAGUUCUCCCUAGUCCAAAACCUACGCCACGAAAAGAAAUAGAAUACCCGACCCUUGCCAACAGUCCCGGGAUACGGAGCACACCACGACAUUUGAGCCCAAUCGGCGUUCCGCCACAACCUUCGCCAACUCCAGUUCGAACGAGGGCUACACCUUCUGCAAAAGGCACUGCCACCUCUUCGAGAACCGCUCCUCGAUCCAUUCCCCAUCUUCAAGCUACCCCUCAGGCUACCACCGAAUCACCUUAUGCGGCGGGUCGCUCACCUUCUACAGAUAUAGAAAACGCUCCUCCCAGUGCGCGCUCUGCCUCGGUGCGGCAUGCUCUGACAUCUCAGACUCAAACGCAGACAGUUCCCCUCGCACCCUCAAGUCCUGGAGAGGUCGUGCCUGCUUGGGAGCCAGCUGACAUUGAGCUCGUCUUCCAACCUGGUACACCUCAACCCGCAGAUCUAUUGGGAUUGACAGGCGGCAAACUAUCCAGAGAGGAAGAACAAAUGACUGUGCAAGAGUGGAUAGGACAUGUCGCUAGUCAAGCAGAGAGCAGUUUACGAGCGGAAGCCGAGAGGGUGGUGGGUGUAUUUGAGCGUGAAGGACAGAGAGCUAUGGGUGUUCUGGAGGCGAUCAAGUGUGUAUGAUUUGGGAUUAUCUCGGACAGGGAUUUCGGUGUGUGCAUAUGAUGCAGUAUGAAAGGGGGAGGCGUGCAAAAUUGACAUGUCAUGGAGUAUCAAAUGUGAAUCUUGAGAAUUGAGUUACAGAGCGUAUUAGUAAGGCCCUGAGAGGGUCGAGAGUCAAUGCAUUAUGAGCGAGCACGGCGUUAUGAUUGUGGGCAUGCAGGGUGGUGUGUCUGUCUGUGUGUGGAUUUGGUUCUUCGUUUGAAUACUAUUGGAAAUCUUUUAUCA
Messenger RNA from Exophiala oligosperma, 1953 nucleotides. RefSeq lists its product as uncharacterized. Bases 31 to 1689 code for a protein of 552 amino acids. The transcript has a single exon. NCBI's taxonomy places the organism in Eukaryota, Fungi, Ascomycota, Eurotiomycetes, Chaetothyriales, Herpotrichiellaceae. The record is from RefSeq and is a predicted model, not a curated record.